AUGGCCUCAUUUCAAGCUUCAAGCUUUCUAUUCUCUUCUUCUUCUUGUAGUUGUUCAACAAGAACCAAUGCUGCCAUUUCCGUCCCUAAACUUCCAAGAGUUCGUCUCUCGGUUCCAAAAACUCCAUUUAAAUUAGUCGAGGAACUGAAUUUAAAAGAUGGGUUCUUGAGUACAAUCCCAUUAGAAAACACAAGAGUAGAUCAAUAUGAGCCAGUCAUUUCUACAAGUAAUACUGCAACAGCUAAGCUUUAUGCAAUCUUAGAAGCUGUUGCUGAUAGAGUAGAGAUGCACAAAAACAUCGGCGAGCAGCGUGACAAUUGGAACACUCUUCUUUUGAACUCAAUUAACAUGAUCACUCUCGCAGCUGCAACCAUGGCUGGUGUAGCAGCAGGUGGUGCAGUUGGAGCACCUCUUUUGGCUUUGAAGUUAUCGUCAACUCUUUUGUUUUCUGCAGCCACAGGAAUGUUACUUAUCAUGAACAAAAUCCAGCCUUCACAGCUUGCAGAAGAGCAAAGAAAUGCCACAAGAUUGUUCAAGCAACUUUAUAGCCAAAUACAAACUACUCUUGCUCUUCGCGAUCCUACCGAGUUAGAUGUGAAGGAUGCGAUGCAGAAAACAUUGGGUCUUGAUAAAGCUUACCCUCUUCCUCUGUUAGGGAAAAUGAUUGAAAAGUUUCCUGAAAAUUUCGAGCCUGCUGUUUGGUGGCCUAAAUCACGUGAAUCCCCAAGAAAGCAGCACAAAACACAAGGAAAGAAUGGGUGGAGUGAGGAUCUUGAAGAGGAAAUGAGAAAGGUGAUUGAAGUGAUAAAGAGCAAAGACAGUGAAGAUUACAUGAGACUAGGCAACUUGGCAUUGAAGGUGAACAAGGUUUUAGCAAUCUCAGGUCCAUUACUCACUGGCAUUGCAGCUGCUAGUUCUGCCUUUGUAGGCCAUGGAUCUUGGGCAGCAAUAGUGGCUGUCACAGCUGGUGCAUUAGCUAGCUCAGUCAAUGCAUUCGAGCAUGGUGGCCAAGUUGGUAUGGUUGUUGAAAUGUACAGAAACAGUGCUGGAUUCUUUACGCUUUUGGAGGAAUCAAUAGAAUCUACAAUUCAAGGAAGAGAUUUGGAGAAAAGAGAAGAUGGGGAAAUGUUUGAAAUGAAGGUGGCCAUGAAGCUUGGAAGAAGCUUGUCACAGCUUAGAGAUCUUGCGAGAAAAUCCUCUUCUUCUCAUAUAAAUGGAAGCACCAUAGAUGAGUUUGCUAGCAAGCUAUUUUGA
Dovyalis caffra is the source of this 1254-nucleotide messenger RNA. The record is from the annotation of a GenBank genome assembly. NCBI's taxonomy places the organism in Eukaryota, Viridiplantae, Streptophyta, Magnoliopsida, Malpighiales, Salicaceae.